AUGUUGACAUUCUGGCGCGCCAUCAUCUUCUUUCUUCUCGUAGGGACCGCCUUCGGCCUUCCACCCUUCUAUGCACCCGUGCUGCGGAUCAUCCCGAGGAAGCAGAGGGGUCAUCCAAACACCGCCGGCUCGCAAAACGAAAAGUUCCACAACUGCAAUCUGUACAAGUACGAGGUCGCCCAUGGGGCGAGUCCAGGUCGCGACAAAGGGCUGAAGGAGGACUGCUGCAAAGUAGCUGGUUUCAAGCCGCCUAAAGGCUCGAAGAUCCGCUGCGUCUAG
Messenger RNA from Colletotrichum destructivum, 279 nucleotides. RefSeq lists its product as uncharacterized. The record is from RefSeq and is a predicted model, not a curated record. Bases 1 to 279 code for a protein of 92 amino acids. NCBI's taxonomy places the organism in Eukaryota, Fungi, Ascomycota, Sordariomycetes, Glomerellales, Glomerellaceae. The transcript has a single exon.